AUGGACUCUUCAUCUAUUACCUCAAAUACCUCCAAACCCUCCCCCUAUUUUGAUUCUCUCCUCCGUCGCCGCCAACAAAAGAAAAUGAGCAUCACUCAAACAUACUAUCUCGCCCAUACUGCUCGGAAGAAGCUCACUCGUGAAGCUUCCCGGGCAGACCACGACCUCCGCUUGCUCGUUGGCCACGCCAACCUCCUCGACUCGCUGAUGUACGACCUCGCUGAUGCGGAGCGUGAACAAGAACGGUGGUUCAACCAGACCGUCAGUGGAGCCACCAAGGCUUCAUCUUCCUCUUCUUCUUCUUCUUCCUCCCGCCAACACAUUCAAUGGGCUUCGACAGUGGUCGAAGAGCCCGAGGAAGACUGGGACCCGGAAGAUGCAUCCGAUCUGGACUCCGAACUCAGCGACAGCGACGACUCCGACUACGACGAGUCUGAAUUUGUUAUCAACACACCUCCCGUUCGCCGUCGCGCCCCAUCACCGGUGGCUCACUACCAAGAGGACCUUCUGCAGGAGGAUGACGAAGGCGACGACACCGAUUCAGACUUCGAAUACGAUGACGCGGAGGAUAACGAGCUGAGUUUGACUCGCUCACCCUCACGACAAUCACCGCCAGAGCUUCUGGCUGACUCGGAUGGAGAGUCUGAGGACGAGGCAACACCGCCCUCCCCGCCCCAGCCUACGCUGGAGGCAUUCGAUGAAAAAGAGCCUGCUACUACGGCUAUUGCCUUGGCGGGCUCUGAUCAACCCCAUCUCUUUGAGCAAGGGUAUUUUGGUACACAAGAGCAGACCAUGAUCGAAGCUUACUGA
Penicillium verrucosum is the source of this 810-nucleotide messenger RNA. RefSeq lists its product as uncharacterized. NCBI's taxonomy places the organism in Eukaryota, Fungi, Ascomycota, Eurotiomycetes, Eurotiales, Aspergillaceae. The record is from RefSeq and is a predicted model, not a curated record. The transcript has a single exon. The coding region runs from base 1 to 810 and encodes 269 amino acids.